Messenger RNA from Mirounga angustirostris (Northern elephant seal), 4786 nucleotides. It is a transcript of the gene NLRP12, whose product is annotated as NLR family pyrin domain containing 12. Lineage: Eukaryota; Metazoa; Chordata; Mammalia; Carnivora; Phocidae. Gene Ontology annotation, biological process: positive regulation of MHC class I biosynthetic process; negative regulation of inflammatory response; negative regulation of canonical NF-kappaB signal transduction. Gene Ontology annotation, molecular function: protein binding. Gene Ontology annotation, cellular component: cytoplasm. The record is from RefSeq and is a predicted model, not a curated record.
AUGCCCCGAGCCCCGGUCAGCGACGGCCUCUGUCGCCUCUCGGCCUACCUGGAAGAACUGGAGGCCGUGGAGCUGAAGAAAUGCAAGCUGUACCUGGGCACCGAGGUGGAGGCGGGCAGGAUCCCCUGGGGGCGGCUGGAGGCGGCCGGGCCGCUUGACGCGCAGCUGCUGGUGGUGCACUGCGGGCCGGACGCCGCCUGGCCGCUGGCGCUGGGCCUCUUCCAGCGCAUCAACCGACGGGACCUGUGGGAGAGAGGACAGAGGGAGGACCCGGUGAGGGAUACUCCGCCUGGUGGCCCAUCCUCACUGGGAAGCCAGUCAGCAUGUUCUCUGGAAGUCUUUCCUGGACCUCCAAGAAGAGAUCCCCGGGAAGCCUACAGGGACUAUGUCCGCAGGAAGUUCCGGCUGAUGGAAGACCGCAAUGCGUGCCUAGGGGAGUGCGUCAACCUCAGCCACAGAUACACCCGUCUCCUCCUGGUGAAGGAACACUCAAACCCCAUGUGGGCCCAGCAGAAGCUUUUGGACACUGGCUGGGGACAGGCGAGAACCGUGGGACACCAGGCCAGCUUCAUCCAGAUGGAGACCCUCUUUGAGCCCGACGAGGAGCGCCCCGAGCCGCCACGCACUGUGGUCCUGCAGGGAGCAGCGGGGAUGGGCAAGUCCAUGGUGGCCCACAAGGUGAUGCUGGACUGGGCCGACGGGAGGCUCUUCCAGGACAGGUUUGAUUACGUCUUCUACAUCAACUGCAGGGAGAUGAACCAGAGCACCACCGAGCAGAGCGCCCAAGACCUCAUCUCCAGCUGCUGGCCUGAGCCCAGCGUGCCCCUCCAGGAGCUUGUCCGAGUGCCUGAGCGCCUCCUAUUCAUUAUUGAUGGCUUUGAUGAGCUAAAACCCUCUUUCCACGACCCUCAGGGCCCCUGGUGCCUCUGUUGGGAGGGGAAACGGCCCACAGAGCUUCUCCUUUGCAGCCUGAUUCGGAAGAAGCUGCUGCCCGAGCUGUCGGUGCUCAUCACCACCAGGCCCACCGCUUUGGAGAAGCUCCACCGCUGGCUGGAGCACCCCAGGCAUGUGGCGAUCCUGGGCUUCUCUGAGGCAGAAAGGAAGGAGUACUUCUACAAGUAUUUCCACAACGUGGAGCAGGCUGACCAAGUCUUCCAUUUCGUGAGGGACAACGAGCCCCUCUUCACUUUGUGCUUCGUCCCCAUGGUGUGCUGGGUCGUUUGCACCUGCCUCAAGCAGCAGCUGGAGGAUGGGGGGCUCCCAAGGCAGACAUCCAAGACCACCACAGCGGUGUACAUGCUGUACCUCCUGAGUCUGAUGCAGCCCAAGCCGGGGAGCCCAACCCUCCAGCCCCCACCCAACCAGAGAGGGCUGUGCUCCUUGGCAGCAGACGGCCUCUGGAAUCAGAAGAUCCUGUUUGAGGAGCAGGACCUCCGGAAGCAUGGCCUAGAUGGGGCAGACGUAUCUUCCUUCCUCAACAUGAACAUCUUCCAGAAGGAUAUCAACUGUGAAAAGUUCUACAGCUUCAUCCACCUGAGCUUCCAGGAAUUCUUCGCUGCCAUGUACUAUCUCCUGGAUCCCGGGGAGGGUGGGUCCGGCCCAGAGCAGACCGCGACAAGGCUGCUGGCUGAGUACGGGUUUUCAGAACGGAGCUUCUUGGCCCUUACCGUCCGUUUCCUGUUUGGACUCCUGAAUGAGGAGAUGAGAAGCUACCUGGAGAAGAGUCUUUGCUGGAAAGUCUCGCCUCACAUCAAGGUAGAGCUACUGCGGUGGAUCCAAAGCAAAGCUCAGAGCGAGGGCUCUACUCUGCAGCAGGGCUCCCUGGAGCUCUUCAGCUGUCUGUACGAGAUCCAGGAGGAGGAUUUUAUCCAACAGGCCCUGAGCCACUACCAAGUGGUCGUGGUCAGCAACAUGGCCACCAAGAUGGAGCACGUGAUUUCCUCCUUUUGUGUGAAGAACUGCAGGAGCACCCUGGUGCUGCAUUUGCACGGGGCUGCCUACAGCAUGGACGAGGACGAUGGGGGGAGAUGGGCUUCGGGGCCCCAGACGCUGCCGGCACAGUCACCCGAGAAGAACGUUUUGCCAGAGGCCUACAGCAAACAGCUUGCUGCCUCUCUGAGCACCAGUCCGAACCUGACGGAGCUGGUUCUGCACCGCAACGCGCUGGGCAGCCGGGGCGUGAGGCUGCUGUGUCGGGGGCCCCGACACCCCGACUGCAAACUUCAGAACCUGAGCCUGAAGAGGUGCCGCGUGGCCAGCUCUGCGUGCCAGGACCUCGCGGCCGCCCUGAUGACCAACCAGAACCUAACGAGGGUGGACCUAAGCUGCAACGGGCUGGGGCUGCCGGGCGUGAGGCUGCUCUGCGAGGGGCUCCGGCAUCCCAGAUGCAGGCUGCAGGUGAUCCAGUUGAGGAAGUGUCAGCUGGAGCCUGGGGCUUGCCAGGAGAUCGCCUCCGUGCUCAGCACCAAUCGACACCUGGUGGAGUUGGACCUGACGGGAAACGCCCUGGAGGAUUUGGGUCUGAGGCUGUUAUGUCAAGGCUUGAGGCACCCAGUGUGUAGGCUGCAGAUCCUGUGGUUGAAGAUUUGCCGCCUCACUGCGGCUGCCUGUGAGGAUCUCGCCUCCACCCUCCUCAGCGUGAACCAGAACCUGAUGGAGCUGGAUCUAAGCCUGAAUGACCUGGGGGACCCUGGGGUGCUGCUGCUGUGUGAGGGCCUCAGGCAUCCCCAGUGCAAGCUUCAGACCCUCCGGAAGUUGGGCAUUUGCAGGCUCAGCUCGGCCGCCUGUGAGGGUGUCUGCUCGGUGCUCCAGGUCAACCGCCACCUUCGGGAACUGGACCUGAGCUUCAAUGACCUGGGGGACGCGGGCAUGUGGCCGCUGUGCGAGGGGCUGCGACACCCCACCUGCAGGCUCCAGAAACUGUGGCUGGAUAGCUGUGGUCUCACAACCAAAGCCUGUGAGGAUCUUUCUUCCGCCCUCGGGGUCAGCCAGACCCUGACGGAGCUCUAUCUGACCCACAACGCCCUGGGGAACGCAGGGGUCAGGCUGCUCUGCAAGGGGCUGAGUCAUCCCGGCUGCAAACUUCGAGUCCUCUGGUUAUUUGGAAUGGACCUGAAUAAAAUGACCCACAGAAGACUGGCAGCCCUUCGGCUAACGAAACCUCACCUGGACAUCGGUUGCUGAACAACCACUGGCUGUUCUCUUGGGAGUCAGGACAGAGGAAGGUGAUCCCAGGACCAGCGCGUUAGUCAACGUGAUGAUCAGGCUCUUUUAGCUCCUGCAAACUCCCACGCAGGAUAAAUCCCUUCUGCUUGGGGACUGUCAUCAAUGUGUGAUGGAGCGUGGAGCAUUAGUUUUGGGAAUGCGGAUGUCAUGGAGAGAACUUAGGACAGGGCCCCAGAUGGUUCUCAGCAGAGGGUGAUUUUGCACCCCUGUCCCUCCCCGGGGCACUUGGCAAUGUCAGGAGACAUUGGGGUGCUGCUGGGAGCUAUUGGAUGUAGUGGGUGGAGGCCACGGAUCCUCCCAAACAUCCCGCAAAGGACAAGACAGCCCCCUACGGCUAGAGUGUUUAGUUAAAAUGACAUUUGUGCGAGGCUGAGAAACCUCGUUCAAGGACCAGCGGUGCAACGGGAGUGCCAGGCAGCGUGCCUUAGGACGCUGGUCAUGCCAGCGGGCACACCCGCACCCUCGCAGUCUUGUUCUGCAGGUGGUCCUGCCGCCGGGCUGGAGGCAGGUGCACGGCGGUUGGACCCCUUGCCAGGGUUAGCCGACUGUGGGCCGGCCAAGCAUCUGUACUGUGCUGUGGAUAAGAACUCGAACAAACCCAGGUUUUCCCUGUUGGGAGAUAGGGAACCUCAGCCCCAGCCGGUGACGGGCAGGAACCCCCAAGGACACCGGGAGCAUGCCGCUCGCACUGAAGCCCUAAGUGAAGGUGUCUGGGAAAGACUGGAACUUCCUAGGAAGCAGAGGUAAUUUGUCGAGGAACCCGUGACUUGUAAUCCAUGGAUGUCUGGAAAGGGAGGUAAAUCAGAUUCCUCAGACGUCAUUCCUGUGGGCAUCAAUAAACGUCCCACGAAUGGUCACAUCACACUCGGCUCCUGGAAAUCCAGCCCUUUCCAUGACUGAGCUCCCUGUAGCGUGUCUGGCCUCCAGCCCCCCCUCCCAAAGAGCCCCACGGGUCAUGACCGAGGCACUUAGAGCUGAAGCAGAAACAUGGGCCCGAUGCCCGGACUCUGGGCUGCCUCUCGCGGAGAGCCCAGUAAGGUCCGUGGGAGGCUCUUGGGAGGACUAAGGUUCAACAGGAUGCCUUGUAAGGCGGCGUUUGGGGAUCCUGGUUAGUGGCACGGUGGAAGGGACGAGGCAGCUCCCUAGGCCUGACUUUGGGGACCAUACUGCAGUACUUUGGGGAGACCCACGGGGCAUAACCCUCCAGGACCAGGGAGGGUCUGUUCCAUUGAAAUGGUUAUGAAGCCUAGCAGUCCAUUCCCAGUAAAAGCUCUUAAAAACCAGCAGCUAAGUUUAGCGUGUGCUGAGCAUUUUUUCCGUUAACAGGGAGGAAAAAUGGCAUUUUAGGACAGCCUAAAAUAGCAGCCCUGCUGGAUGCACCCCCCAGCACAGGCAGCAUUACAUUUUCCCACUGUGAAACUCGAGGUCCUGCAUCCACUUGAAUCCUACAAAGGGGAACCACAAGGCGCUCAUUCCUGACACCCUCCUUCCAUUGCCCUUUUCUCAGUAUGACCACUGUCUUGAGCUUAGCUUAUUAUCUCGACCCACUUGGGAUUGUGGA